Molecule: messenger RNA, 195 nt
Organism: Phytophthora sojae
Lineage: Eukaryota; Oomycota; Peronosporomycetes; Peronosporales; Peronosporaceae
Exons: 1
Source: RefSeq, a predicted model, not a curated record
GACAGUUUAGGUGACCGGUAUACGUUUGGUGACCAAGACAGUUUAGGCGACCAAGACAGUUUAGGAGACCGAUAUAUUUUUGGUGACCGAGGAAGGUUUGGUGACCAAGACAGUUUAGGUGACCGGUAUACUUUUGGUGACCAAGACAGUUUAGGUGACCAAGACAGUUUAGGAGACCGAUAUAUUUUUGGUGAC